AUGUUCAAUUCCACUGACACUCGCAACAUCUUCCAGGUUGAAGUGAAGACGGUGCUCAAACAAGAACCUCGCAUUCAAUUUCAAACGAAAUACAAAAUCAUGAACCUCACCACCGAGAAAUGGCUCUGUGCACGGGAUAUCCAUAUUAACCACGAUGAAAUAGCUACGGUCCUUAUCGCUGGACCCAAAGAGGAGGCCACCGAUUUCGAAUUCACCGAAGGCGAACAGACGGGCGUUAUUCCAUGGGGGGCCAACUGCAGUUUGCUCUUCUGGGGAAAUGAUGGGAGACCGAGAGGAUAUCUUGCGCAGUCUUUAAAGCAUGAGGCCUUACGCUCAUUGGGUGCAGUGCCUAAUGUUCCUGUCAACGAGGGGUGGUUGCGUCCACUGAAACUGCGGGGAGUUGCUCAUGGAGAGGCCUGA
Messenger RNA from Aspergillus wentii DTO 134E9, 420 nucleotides. RefSeq lists its product as uncharacterized. The transcript has 2 exons. Lineage: Eukaryota; Fungi; Ascomycota; Eurotiomycetes; Eurotiales; Aspergillaceae. The record is from RefSeq and is a predicted model, not a curated record. Bases 1 to 420 code for a protein of 139 amino acids.